AUGGCGAUAUCCCCCUCUUUGGCUCAUCUACCCCGUCUCAAGGUCUCCAUCUUCAAUGCUCUCCAUAUUGUGGGGAAGAAUGAAGACGGGCAGGCAAACAGGAUAGAGCCACGAGGUCAGGCCACGAGGGAUGCUUGCAGGCACCAGCCCGUCGCACGGGGAAUGAGCGGGCUUGCUUUUCAAGGACACGAUUCAUUUACAUGGCGUUUUGCACUCAGGUUCGCGGCAUGUCCUAUGAAUCGUCAAUGCGCUCUGAUGGUUGCGAUUUGGAAACCGAGUGCCAAGAGGAAGCUUGAAGCAAACAUCGUUGCCGCGUCGAUUCGUCCCGCGGGAUCCUGUCCGGCGUUGCCAUAUUGA
Messenger RNA from Pochonia chlamydosporia 170, 357 nucleotides. RefSeq lists its product as hypothetical. The record is from RefSeq and is a predicted model, not a curated record. Lineage: Eukaryota; Fungi; Ascomycota; Sordariomycetes; Hypocreales; Clavicipitaceae. The transcript has a single exon. The coding region runs from base 1 to 357 and encodes 118 amino acids.